Messenger RNA from Capsicum annuum, 642 nucleotides. RefSeq lists its product as uncharacterized. The coding region runs from base 1 to 642 and encodes 213 amino acids. Lineage: Eukaryota; Viridiplantae; Streptophyta; Magnoliopsida; Solanales; Solanaceae. Gene Ontology annotation, molecular function: zinc ion binding. The record is from RefSeq and is a predicted model, not a curated record. The transcript has a single exon.
AUGAGCGAGCAUGAGUUUGGUUUUGAAAAAUGGAGCAGGGCAUAUUUUCCCGGCAAUAGGUUUGACGUGAUGACCACAAAUAUUGCAGAGUCAGUGAACGCUAUAUUGAUUGCCAAAAGAGAGUACCCCGUGGCAUUUAUAUUCAAUUCGAUUGUCAAGAGGUUUGGUGAAAUAUUUAGGGAGAGGCGAGCCUACGUCCUCAAAUGUAAGGAUAACAAAUUUUUUUCCACCGUCGAAAAGAUCUUAAAUGAUAACAUGAGCGAGGGCAACUCCUUCUAUGUGGAUAACAUAAGCGGAGACGAAAGACAAUACAUUGUGUUUGGAAGUGGCUCUACGGCCAAAGUCGACCUACUGGAAAGGUCUUGUUCGUGCAGAAAGUUUGACCUGGUCAAAAUACCAUGCGAUCACGCGAUGGCCGCUUUGCGAUUGAAGCAGGGUGAUAAUUAUGGUUUGAGAGUCUAUGAUUACUCUUCGCCCCUGUAUAAAGUGGAAGAGUACCUCCUUGCGUAUUCAGAAUCAAUUAAUGUUGUCCCUUUGGAGUCCAAAUGGUGUGUGCCACAAGAAUUGCUAGACGUGAACAUUAUUUCACCACUCGUGGUCACCAAGCCCGAAAGGAAGACAAAAAAUACGUUAAGGGCAUGA